AUGUUCAAGGCAAUAAAUAUGUUUGCUUUGUCCCUCCUGAACUACUACACUGGAUUGCUAAGACUUUUACCGGAUGAUUUUGAGGCAUUAGACUUGGACAUCCGCAAAAUAUUGGUCAAACAUAGGAUACAUUACCUAAACGCAUCCCCUGAAAGACUCUACCUUAAAAGAGACCAAUGUGGACGGGGACUAGCAUCAGCAACCUUUAGAUCUGAAAAGAUGUUGCUAACUUUUUGGGACACCUUGAGAAAAGGCAGUGAGACAUCCACACGUCGAGCAUUGAUUAUGCAAAUCGAAAAUGAAGACCUCACCCAUAUGUCACGCAUAGAGGGAUUUGUUAGACGCAAAUACGAAAACGUCAACAAUGGAGGACUACGUAUCGGAGAUGACAAUAUCAAUGAGAUGCAAAGGAGAAGUCUGUUCCACUCACUCUCACAAAAGAGAUGUCACCCUAUAUUCUUUAAACAACUGAAUGGAGACAACCUAAUUGAUAGGAAGGAAUCUGCACUUUGGCUAACACAUGGAAACAUCUCAGCCCGAGACGAAGCAGCCUACUGCGCUCUCCAAGACAGAAACAUCUUCAUGGGAAACUAUGAUAAAUGCAAACACUGCAAAGGAGCAACAGCUACUGUAGACCACCUGGCCACAUGCUGUGAACGUAAACUAGCCUUUGAUUACACCAGACGACACAACGAAGUUCUGAAAUGUGUAUCUCUCCACCUGUGCCGCAUGUUCAAUCUAAUAAAAAGAAAGAAAAUAAAAGGAUAUGUGAUGCAGGAGACAGUUACUGACGGUACAAAUGAACUUAGGAUCGAUACUGCUGUUAAGACGGACGCCAGGAUAACGAACAAUAGACCUGAUAUCCAACUCUACGACAGGAGAAAUAAAAGGAUAUUUAUAGUCGAAGUCGGAAUCACGUGUCCAACUAAGGUUUCAGAUACGGAAUCUCAUAAACAAAGGAAAUACGAUGUCCUUGCAAAAGAAUUAUGCGGCAUCCAUAAUAUGCCAGCAUGCACCGUUCCAAUAGUAUACUCUUGGGAUGGAUUGGUCACAAAAUACCACGCAAAGCACCUAGAGAAAAUCGCGGUGCCCAUAAAAAUCAGAGCCUACAUGCAGACUAGAGUACUACGUACCACCUUAGAUUCGGUAACUCAUGAUCGAAGAAGAGGAGUUGAAGAAAGAGAACCAGAAGAAAAGCUGGAAGACAUCUUCGAAAGGUUCCUCGGAAACCUCGACAAAGAGGAAAAACCUCUUGAAGAGGAAGAAGUGGAAAACGAACUCGAAUUCUCUCGCGACCGAGUAAUAAGGAUCAGGAAGAAAAUAAAACGUAGAAGAACCGCUGCUUCUAGAAGGUCUGAAGGCCCCCAAAACCUACGGAAAAUCCGUAGGAGUCAAGAAGGGUAG
Molecule: messenger RNA, 1404 nt
Organism: Theileria equi strain WA
Lineage: Eukaryota; Apicomplexa; Aconoidasida; Piroplasmida; Theileriidae
Exons: 1
Coding region: 1-1404 (467 amino acids)
Source: RefSeq, a predicted model, not a curated record